UCGUCAGGACAUGGAUCUGUGACGAGUGAAAUAUACAUCUAUGAGAGGAAGGAGUGUCCAACCGUGCGUUGCUUGUUCAUGGAUAUACAAUAUGAAUGACAAUGUCUUUCAUUUUUCACAUGAAGAUGCAGUAUUGGUUUGAGGGACUGCUGAUAUACAUGUCAUAUCUCAUGUCGAUAGGUAACACAGUCAAUCCAGCUAAGGAGCAUUGCAUUAAUUAUGAAAGCGAUUAUUCUAAGACCAAAGGCUGUGAAUGUGUGAUAUAUCAGAGUAAUGGUGGCAGCACAGGUCGCUUCACGUCUCCCAAUUUCCCCCAGUACUAUCCACGAGACGCCAACUGCAUCCUGUACACAUUCAUCGGAGAUGUCAAGGAGCUUGUGGAAAUUACAUUUCUGCAAUUUGAUAUGAAAAAGCCUACAUCAAAUAAUGUAUGUACGGACUUUUUGCGAUUAUUUCUCUACCUGGAUGGCCCAGGAAUUAACGAGCAUGAUCGACAUUCAGAAGAGCUUUGUGGCAGCCUCAAUAGCACUCAGAAGAAGUAUUUUUCUGCUGAUCGAGCUCUCAUUCUGGAGCUUCAUGCCGAUGGUUUGCCUGGCAACUUUACAGGUUUCCAAGGAAGAUACCAAUUUUUAGAUAAAGAAAGCUUGAGUCGAAAGGAAUUAGAAACACAACAGUCAAUGUUAAUAAAAUCACCUAGAUAUGAACAAUUUGUGAUAUCUGGAACCAAAAUGCACGGGACCCAGUGUACAUAUUAUUUUGAUAGUAAUAACACGAAAUCUGGUCGACUCUUCUCUCCAUUUUACCCUCAAAACUACCAGCCUAUGUCCAAAUGUCAGUACCAUUUCCAGGCAAAACAGGGAGACAAAGUGAGAAUAUUUUUUCAAAACAUCCAACUGCAUCACACAGGAGGAAGUAGCAAAGGAGAGACCAGUUGUCGUUACAGCCCUGAUGCCAUUGUUGUUUACAAUGGCCGAGACAGAAGUGCAGACGUUAUCGGUCAUUACUGCGAUAUCCAGAAUCAAGUAGAACUUACUUCAACUGGCCGUAAUUUGUUCAUUGAAUUCUAUUCUGACGGCAAGUAUGAAGCUCAAGGUUUUGCCGCCAGGUACAACUUCAUCGGCCCCUCGACCCCGAGAUCAGUGACAACUCAGUCGAAAGCAGUGCCUAUUAACGGGGUAACUUACCGACCGCGGCCAACCAGCUCCGAUGAAUUUAACUGCAAUAAAGAUAUCAACAGCCAGAUCCACUCCAGCGGUACGAUAAAAAGCCCAUUCCACCCAAGCCCCUACUCCGCUGGGGUGUCAUGUACCUACAGUUUCACGGGAGUCGGACGAGAGAGGGUCCAGCUUAAGUUUGUGCAUAUGGAUUUAUUUUUCAAUGGAGGAAAUCCUACAGAGCCCCUUGACUGUGCUGGGUCAGAUUCCAUCAAGGUCACAAUACCACUGAGUGGAAAGAUCGUGGAGCUGGGUGUGUACUGUGGGAAGAAGCUGCCCCCAGUUCUCAUGUCUGCAGGGACUAAGAUGACCGUGCAGUUCGAAAGCGAGCCCUCAUCCAAAGGAAUGACAACUGGCUUCAAAGCUGUUUACAGUUUUGUCAGCAAUUUCGGAAUAACAACUGGUGAGCGAGACAGCAGAGGAGUAUGUGUAUUCAACUACUACAGCCAGCUCGAGUCCCAUGGAAACUUCACCUCCCCCAACUACCACGGCUUGUACCCUCGGAAUACAGAAUGCCACUAUCUGUUUUACGGCAAGGGGAAGGAGACAGUUCAUAUACAGUUCCCAGUGUUUCAAGUUGAAGGCAUUGGCCCAAGAUGUGAUGAAGGAACACACAGUGACUAUGUCUCCUUUUCCAACUUUGCCGAUUCCGAGGACAGGAAGUUACAUAGACUGUGUGGAGUGAGCUCCGAAGGGAAAAAAGAGUCUAUCGAGUCGGACGGACCAUUCUUCAGAGUGGUGUUCAAGUCAAAUGACCUUUAUGAUGAUGAGGGCUUUUUUGCGUACUACCAGUUCAAAGGGGCUUCAGAUGGUGCCAUGACACCUGUCAACACCGGAGGGGAUCAUUCAGACAUGAUGCAUCGGUAUGACAGACCUAGCAGUGGUUCAGGUCAGAGGUUACAGACAAGAUCAGUAAUCGGCUGUUUCCUGACACUUGCCUUCCUUGCUCACAAGGUCAACCACUGACCUGACCUCCUGACCUUGAACUAUGACCUCCAACCUCUGCCAUCUUCAAAGAAUGUGAAAAAAUCAAGUGUCAUAUUCAGUUUGGGCCUUGACUAAUUGACUAAUGACAAAACAGGUUAUUAAGACCGUUUUUUUGUUCAAUAUGCCCAUGUUAUAUGCUUAUGCUUACUAUACUGCCUUUCAUGAUUUUCUUUUCUGUUUGACCUUAAACUCCAUGACCUCAUUAUGUAAAUAUAUUCAUAGCUCAUAUGCCUUAUUGUUAUUUUCAUCAUUUAUUGCGGAAAGUUAGUGAAUGUUUUCAUUUUAAACAAGUGGCAGUUUGAUAAAAAUGUUGAAAAUUUGUAAAAUGCUACAAUAUUUUCAUUGCUUAUAUGCUCAAAGGAUCCACAACAGACAAUUAGACACAUGAGAACAUGUGUGGAAUUCCUGCUUCUAAAACAAAGAAUUAAAACAUUGACAAGCAAAGCCAGAAUUUCUUGAGAUUUGUGUAACAUAUUAAAACAAAUUUUCUGCUAUUACUUUAUAUCUUGGAUAUUUUAUUAGUUCAGUAUUUUAAGGGGUUGCAUGAACCUUCAGAAUGUGCUCUUCAUUCUUGAAGGCAAUUUUAUGGCGAUCCUUGUUUGUAGAUCAUAUUUACCGUCAUAUUCUGAAAGAAAACAAAACAUAUUUCAGAAAACAUGUGUUUAAUAUUUGGCCAAUAUGAAUGGACAUAAUUUUAUGAUUUGGGAAAGAUUUUUGAACUGACAUUAUUUAAUUAUAUUUUGAAAUAUAUUUGUUUUGGAAUGGAAAAAUGACAUGGUUUUUAGAAAUCAAAAUGUCCCUGUACAGAUCAAGAACUGAAACUUUGAGAAUGUUCGGUCAACAUUUUCCAAAAUACUACACCUGUGUAUACUACAUAGCACUAUGUAAAUAAUUAUUUUAAAUGCUGCUGUCAUUGAAGUGAUGAUUGCAACUGGAGAAGUGUCUCAUUUUUGUCAUCCCAUGUGUUUAACAAUACGUGUCAGUUAUGUAAUCCUCCCAACCAAUGAGGAUUAACUAUCAGGUCAGCUGACUGCUGAUCGUAACUGUGAUUGGUUGAAAGUUGUCAGUGUUACAAGUGAUACACCACAAACUUGCCUUAAAUAUCACCAGAUGUGACAGGAAUUAGAGGGGUCAUAUCAAAAACUUCACGUCUUUUUCAAAAACUAUAUAAUACUGCACAUGAUUUCGACACUGAACUGCUGUAGUGUGCUAAGACAUUGAUUUUUAGCGAAAAAUUUAAAUUCAUGAUUUCAACAUUAUAUAUUUGCCAACAUUUAGAAAAAGACAUGCAAGAGUUUUGUGACAGACCCUAGAAGCAUGAUUACUCUGUGUACAUAAACAAAGUGAAAUGUGCAUCAUUAGACAUGCUGUUUCUUGUAACAUAAACGGUAUUGUGACAACAUGCUAGUGUAUGUAGAGAUAUAGCUUAGUGAACUUUAAGUCUGCCGAGUGGUGUAUGACAUUAGAUAGCAUCGAGACCUAUAUGUCGGUAUAUGGCCUCUGUAUAGCAUCAGCAUUUGUGUCUACUUGUUGCAGAAUGAUUAGCCAAGACAAGCAAAGGCCAUUGACAAAUGUAGGCUAGCUAGUAGGCAACGAUUGCUUUUUGCUUAAGUCAAGUCUUUUUCACACAUUUUAAUUGAUAUAUGAUGUCAAAGUGAAUGUAUAUGAGAAAUUAUUGAAUAAAGUUGUCAAUCAUCAUCAUCAUCAUCAUCAUAUAAAAAUAUUUCACUGUUACAUGAAAUCAUUAUUGCUUCAGGCUGAAGUGAUGUAUUGUUUAAAAUAAUGUUCAUUUUUAAAAAUGAGGAAUUAUGUGCAUGAAGUCUUUCAUGCCUGUUCACGUGGGUUAUGGAUCGGAUGAGAUGUCUUCAGGUUGCUAGAACUGUUAUACUCAGGUUCAUAAUCAAUAGCCCCCUCUUAGAUUACAACACCCUCAACACACACCCUUAAUCCAGUGAUCACCACCUUUCCCUCCCGAACACCCAAACCGGUCAUCUCCUUGCCUCCCUACACUCAUCUCUCUCAUUUUCGAAACACAGGAUAUCAGUGCAUCAUAGACUCAUAAUAACUCACUCAUACAGACUGGUUUAUUGACUUCAGUACACUGCAGCAUUUUUAUCAUAUAUAAGGGUAAUGAUUAUCCUUUAUUUGGAUAAAAGAAAUUAAAAUACCUGGACACUGAUUGUACUUUUUAAAGAAAACAACAUGUUUUGCUCCCCCUAAAUGCACACCAAAUACAUGCAAAAUUCGUUAAUCACACCUUCUAACCCUUUUUGUUUUCCAUGGGUUUUUUUCAGUUGAAUCCUGUUAAAGAUCUCACAACCUUGCCCAAAAAGAGCUGCCAUAAGCAAGUUAAAAAAAGCAUAUUAUUGCAAAAAAAAUAAAUUCAAAUAUUUUGACUCAAAACACCAUCAGAAACAUUUUGGAAACUGCUAGAUGUAUUUUUUAAAUUGCAAUGUUACCACACACAUAUCUCAUCCACUCUCCUCCCAUCACAAACCCAACCCCUAUUUAAUCUCUACAAUAUCAAUUGGUCAGCCAUAUCUCGAAGCAAAGGUUAAGGCUAUAAUACUUGUUGAUAAUUCCAUCGCACUCAUUAUAUCUAUAGGAUAUAUCAGCACAAUCAUGGAAGCACUUUGAGCUGGUCCUUCCUUCCUUCCCUAUACAUUCAUCACACCAUUCAACCUGUUUCCAUCCUCGAAAAAUGUUCACAGUUUGAAAUAAGUUAAUAUGGAAUCCCUAGGAAAUAUUGAGCAGUGUCUCAAUAGAUGUUGAUUUCACCAUGAUACAGCAUUCUCUUAUUGAGAACAAAACACAUUGUACUCAUGAACUCAAGGAAUUAUAUAUAUGAAAAUGUUGAUUUUAGAAUUUAUACUCAUGUCAGAAUGUUGAUUUAUACGCAUGUCAAAAUGAAGUCAGAUAUCGAUUUAUGCUGUUGGAGAUUGCUGUUGUGCAAUGUGGAAUACCUCGGUGUUAAGGUACUGAUAACACACGGGGUAUAUCUUAGUUGUUGCUUUUCUUUCUUGUUGAUCGUCAGUUGUUGAUGUAAGUAGACACUGUUUCAUUUAUUGUCAUUUGCCAGUGGUUUAGAUCGUUGAUCAUACCACUGCCAUAAUUCACAGAAUAUGGUGCUCUGAUGGCCUGGCACUGAAGUUGAGAUGGCAAGCCAGAAGGGUAAAAGAUAGAAUUUUAUCAAAAGGUAUAUAUAUGUCCAUUCCUGCAAGGAUGUUUCAAUUUCUUCUCUCCUUUGAUUUAAAAAAAUAUAUAAUUUAUGAAAACUUGAUUCCUCAUGAAAUUGAUAUUUUUCCUAUUUCAAAUCAGAUGUUAUUAGGGAAUCAAUUUAUUUCUGUUUUUCAAGCUUGUCAUGAGUUUGAAACUGUUGAAAUGCACACCCACCACUGUCAUGGAUAAUUUAUUGUUUCUUUGAGAAAAUUGGAAAAAAACCAUUUGAAUAUAUAUUUAAA
Molecule: messenger RNA, 5662 nt
Organism: Haliotis rubra (blacklip abalone)
Lineage: Eukaryota; Metazoa; Mollusca; Gastropoda; Lepetellida; Haliotidae
Product: suppressor of lurcher protein 1-like
Exons: 16
Coding region: 96-2180 (694 amino acids)
Cellular component (GO): plasma membrane
Source: RefSeq, a predicted model, not a curated record